This is a messenger RNA of Sinocyclocheilus rhinocerous, 1797 nucleotides long. Its product is annotated as pro-neuregulin-3, membrane-bound isoform-like. The record is from RefSeq and is a predicted model, not a curated record. NCBI's taxonomy places the organism in Eukaryota, Metazoa, Chordata, Actinopteri, Cypriniformes, Cyprinidae. The coding region runs from base 1 to 1200 and encodes 399 amino acids. Gene Ontology annotation, molecular function: chemorepellent activity. Gene Ontology annotation, biological process: animal organ development; intracellular signal transduction; nervous system development. The transcript is spliced from 8 exons.
AUGGAGAGAGGGUGUAAAGAGGGUUUCCAGGGCAUUCGCUGUGACCAGUUCCUGCCCAAGACUGAUUCCAUGCUGUCUGACCCAAUGGAUCACUUGGGCAUUGAGUUCAUGGAGAGCAAGGAGGUGUACAAAAGACAAGUGAUGUCUAUCACAUGUAUUGCCAUGGGGAUCAGCUUUCUAGGCACCCUCUGCAUAGCUCUCUACUGUCGGAACAAGAGAAGGAGGGAAAAGCUCCAGGCACACUUGAACGAGAGCCGUAGCCAGAAAAACUACAACCUCAACUCUUCCAGCCUGGCCCCUAAACCCAGCCUUAGGCCUCAGCAAGGCCUGCAGCUCCAAAAAUAUUAUAAACCCACAAGUUCCUCGCCACCGCAUGUUCAAGAGUCUGGUUUCGUUCAAAGCACUGCUGCCUCUACCAGUCCACAAGGCACACUGACAGGGAAACACCCCAGGAGUGGUUCCCUCUCUCAUAGUCCAGAUCAAAGGAUUCGUUCUGCUUUUCGGCCUGCAUCUCGCAGAACACCACCCAUAACCAGAGGAUGUCUCAAUGCCAUUGGUGGAACGAGAGAUUCUGGUCCUGUCUACCAACAUCUCCAGGAAGUAGCCAGCUCAGAGAGGGAGUCAGAGAGAAGGAACCUCUCCGGGCCAGGUAACGACCUACAUCAGGAUUCCUUUUACAAUAUGCAAGCCUCACAAUCCUCAAAAUCUUGCAGCAGCCAUUUAGACCACAGGUGUGCUAGGAGCCUCAGGUCAGGCGGUUCCAGCCAAAGUCCUCCUGCUCCCUACCGUCCCUGCUCUAUCCCAAUCAUCCCCUCUGUCCACUUCUACCAGGAUGAGGUAUCGUGUAUGCAAACCGCCCCUAGUGCUGGAAGCAACCGUUCUAGUCCUCUGGAAAGCACAGAGGAAGCUUCGGCCGUUGAUCAACAGUCUAACGUAACGGUCUCCAACCGAGUGGCUGGUACACAGGAGGAAGUGGCCUCACUACUCCACGAGGCUCAGGAACAGCUCAGAGCACUAGCACAUGCCCAGAGGAAGCAGGAGGACAUCAGUAGCUCCGUCCCUCAGGGGGCCAAAGAGACUGUGUGCAUCCUUUUAGCAAAUGGGGGUGGACAAGGGGGAGUGGCUUCUUUUGGGCCCACGGAAACUCAGUUAGUGAGCCCCAGAGACACGCACAAAGAUGCCACAAAGCCUGGCCAAUGAGAAGGGGUUGACAGAACUAACCACAAAUGUGUGUCUUUGGGCUUCAGAAUACUCCGCCAACAUUGGGAUACCACUGAAAGCUACGAUUGAAUUUCUGAGGACGUGCUGUGGGCGAUAGCGUGAGAGUGACGAACAGGAGUCUCGAACAUGUGAAAAGAUAAUUUAUUUAUAUGCAUUUAUUUAAGGAGAAACUUAGAAAAAGAAACCAAAUAGUCUGUCAUCUCCAUGGUGUUUUUAACUGUAUAAAAUAUACAUAAAUAUAUAUAAAUGGAUAUAAAUAUAUGAAUUCAAACUGGUGACCAAGUACAAAAAUGGAAUAUGGGAAUGAGAAACUUUCUUUUAAAGCGUAUCAGCCCCACAUCCUUAAAGACUCGAUGCUUGGUGGUUCAAAAGUUAUAAAAAUAGGAGUUUUUCCACUUGUUUCACUCAUUUCCAGUCAAGCUAAGCUUGUCCGACACACAAUCUUGUGUUUUGCACCUGCCACUGCAGCAGCUGUGUUUACUAUCACCGUCCCAGUCACUGUCCUCUACCCUGCCAAGGAAUAUGGCUCCAUCUGCCUUUGAAAACCGUGGAACGUGGAUUACAAUUGGAUUAAAC